This is a messenger RNA of Microsporum canis CBS 113480, 3681 nucleotides long. RefSeq lists its product as hypothetical. The transcript has 3 exons. Bases 1 to 3681 code for a protein of 1226 amino acids. Gene Ontology annotation, biological process: mitotic spindle organization; regulation of mitotic cell cycle. Gene Ontology annotation, cellular component: mitotic spindle. NCBI's taxonomy places the organism in Eukaryota, Fungi, Ascomycota, Eurotiomycetes, Onygenales, Arthrodermataceae. The record is from RefSeq and is a predicted model, not a curated record.
AUGGACGGUGGUGCCGAGGCCGUCGACGUGAGCUGGCUCCAUCAUUCGCAGCGGGCUGAUAAUGCCGGUCGAGGCAAAAAUGCACCUUCAAGGCCUGCUCAGAAACCAAAUGAACAGCAAUUCGUGGACGACGGCAGCUCUCCCCAUAAUGACGCCACUGACAGUGCUACAAACGGACAUACUCCGUCCUCAACCACGAAGCCAGUGCUGGCGUCUUCAUUGUCAAAACCAUUACCAUCACUCUCAGGAAACACCGAGAACGAGCCUGCCAAACAAUCGCUCUCUCCACCAAGCCAGGGCCAGAGCCAAAACCAGGAGCAGACACCAGCUCAAAGUGCCAGUUCAAGCGCACCUGCACUCGCAGGUUCAAAUCCAACUACGGCCGCCAGUACAAAUACGCCUGUUAAACCAACACCGCCAAAGCCUGUGCCUCGGCGCAAUUCCUGGAUUUCUACUCUAAGCUCCAAGUUUACUUCCGGCUCUACUCCUCCGUCGCAAAACCAUAUGAGAGAAUCGCCGUCGAAUAACAGCAGACAGCAGCAGGCUUCAGAUACAAUAAACCCAUUUGGUGCUGCCUUCUCGCCGAAAGAUGCUGAUAAAUCGGCAGAAAGUUCUAGCUCCUUUACCAGUGGCUCACCGAAGAGCGGACACCCUUCCUUCUUCCAUACCGCGUUCCGAAAACUAUCAUCGUCAGGAGGCGCCGGACUAGGUAAGCUGGCGUCAAGCCACGCUCCCAAUGGCGGAGUGUGGCCAAGGCGUGUUAUGAAUAUCGAUGCGGAUCGGGACAGAUGCAAGAUUCCGGAACUCAACCAAGCAAAGCUGCGACGCGUGGCGUUUUGUGUGGAUGUAGAGAUUGCAGGGACUGCCAGGAGGUCAGAAGGAGACGACGAGAGGAGUACGAAGAAGAAACUCGAUCCCAAAACAGCGGAGGCGGAAGAAGGGUCAACAUUGAAGAGUGCCAUGGGCCAUGCGCCGCCACCAACUUCCUCACCACCUUUGGAUACCCCUGCCGUCAAUGACACAACGCAAGCCGCCGAGUCUCCUCCGGAUGACGAGAUAUCUAAGCCAGCUCCCACAAAGAAGCAGGAGAAGAAGAAGCGUUCAGAAGAAGAACGGAAGGAGCGGAAAGAGAAGAAGAGACGGCAGGCAGAAGAAAAUGGUUCUGUGCCCUUACAAGUCAAUCUAGAGGGCGGAAGUAGUAAUACUUCCAAGACAAGCUCUGUCCGUCGAUCAUCGCGCGGUCAAGAUCAGCCUACAACAGACCCUCUACGGAUAUAUCGACGAUGCUGUCAGCUUCGGGAAACUGGCGUGCUAAAAAAGUUGGUCGAACAGAUUUCUUCGCCGUCCUCGAUUUUGGCGGAGUCCCCUGGCACCGUUGCCGUCCUGGACUUGACUGGUUUCCCCAUGACUCUUACUGAUAUUAUUACUUUCAGCGAUUGGCUUGCUAUCGUCCCCGUUCGGAAACUGAUAUUACAAGACUGCGGCCUCUCUGACGAAGCAGUCAGAGUUAUACUUGGCGGGUUACUGGCUACCAAGACUAUUGAAGCUGCAAAACAGGCAAGGCAGCUAAAACACCGACAUACCGAUCACGCAUUAGCGAAAGAAACCCGGUAUGGGGCUAUAGAGAAGCUGUCAUUAAAAGGAAAUUCAAAAAUUGGCCCCGAAGGAUGGCGACACAUCAGCCUUUUCAUACACAUGUCCCGCUCACUCAAAGGUAUUGAUCUGUCUGGAAUACCGUUCCCUCGUCCAACUCCACCCACCAAUAGCCCAUUGUCUUCUAUAAGUCGGUCCUCCAAACCUAUGCCCGAUAUUGGAACAAUAUUUUCAAAUGCACUAGCCCAGCGAUUCGGAGGUGAAAAACUUGAAGAGCUUGUCCUCAGCGAAUGUUCACCAUCAACCGACGACGUGCAAAAGAUAUGUGAAGCAGCUAGGACUGUCGGGCUACGGCGACUUGGCCUAGCUAAUAAUGAACUCACCAAGGAGGGACUCGAAUAUGUUAUCAACUACUUCCAGGGUGGUAAAUGCGAGGGACUUGAUUUGGGCGGUAACAAGCUAGAAGCCCACAUUGGUCUUUUCUCAUCUGCUAUUGAGAAGUCAUUCCCUCUCACUGCCCUAAGCUUGGCGGACUGUUCCUUGACACCUAAAACGCUAUGUUCACUUAUGCAGGGGUUGCACUUGCUGCCUAACUUUCGCUUCAUCGACUUGUCUCACAACAGGGAGUUGUUCAUCACCCAGCCGGACUCCUUGGGGACUCUACGGAGGUACCUCCCACAGAUGCAGGAACUGAGACGAAUACAUCUCGCGGACGUCUGUUUGGGGCCAGAGCAUGCUAUUGCCCUUGCUGAGAUUCUGCCCGACUGCCCUAAACUCUGUCAUAUCAAUAUCCUUGAGAACCCGGCCAUUCAGGAAUUGGCUUCUGCAAAUACACCCGAAGCUCAGGAAGAAGCUUGCGCUUUGUACGCGUCAUUUAUGUCAGCGGCCCGCAUAUCGCGGAAUAUUAUUGCUAUUGAUAUUGACGUCCCCACACCAGAGAAUAACGAGGUCGUCAAGGCACUUGCUUCCCAGAUAGUCGCAUAUUCACUCCGCAACCUCCAGUAUGGAGAGCUGAAAGAGGAGCUAUCUUCGUCUAUCGAUUCCCAGCCCGCCGUUAGGGAUGUUCCUGUUCCUGAUAUCCUAGAGCAUUUGGUUGGCCAUGCUGACGAUACAAAUGAGGACAUCGAUGAUUCAAAAGUCACAUCUGAUUACGACUAUGUUAUUGGUGGCACGGGAGUUGUCAAGGCCUUGGGAAUUUGCCUGGGUAAUUCUGAUUAUACCCCGGUAGAGGACGCGGUUGGGGAGCAAUCCCCCACCGCAAGCGGUACCUCCACACCAUAUCGUCGCCUCAGCCAGGUUCGCGUGACCAAGAAACCUCGCGAUAUGUCGAGGGAUCUUCUCAACUCUGCGAGGAAGAUCCGACUACGGCUACGGCCUGCUUUGGUCCGUGAGGACCGGGCAGGCAAUGACCUAAACUACCGCCGACUCCACUUCCUUGACAUGACACUGCAACGAAUGAUCCAGCGUUUUGAGGACGAGUUCCCGGAUACCCGCAUCCCCGAUGAGACCUCAACCCGCUCGAGUGAAGGAUCUCCCAACCUCUCUAAUAUCAAUGACUCCUCUAUCCUUGAACCACCUGAUUUAUCGACCAACGGCAACGCAACCGCUGAAGCUGAUGGCGAAGACGAGGAUGUAGAUCGAUACGCCGUUCGUCUCUCGCGGGCAAGCUCGAAUACUUCUCUUCAUUCCCGUGCGCUGACCUCUGAAGAAGGCAAAGUGCAUCGUCUUAGCCAUCAUUUCAGCCAUACCCUACUCAACCGUCAGGAGAGUGACAACAGCAAAAAAUCGGAUCAGGAGCAGGAGUCUCCCGAAAAGCCAAUCUCCCAGUCACCCCCUGACGCCGUCCAGGUCCAAGCUCUACGUGAAAAGCUGGAACGACUACAUGCUCUCCAGGGAGGGGAUGCCCAUGCACACCCUCACAGUGAAGGCCUAUCUUCGCCUCCUCAUACUAUACUUCCGGACGGUCCAUCGAAUCUAGAGGAACUGCUAGCCCUGCAGAAACAAGACCCUGAAGCGUUUGCGGAGCUUAAGGAGAACCAUAUCGUUGCACUUAUCAAUGCUGGCCUGAGAAAUCCGGACAGUGCAUGA